GGCUCCUCUACCCAGCAGCGUUCGAGCUCCACCAGCCCUCACCAUCAACAUGAGGACAUGGACAACCUCUACCUGCAUUCAGGCUACUCGCGGCCUCUGCGUCCCAACAUCUACGACCGCGAGUCUCGGCCGUCUAUUCGUGUGAGCUCCGACCCAGACUCCAGCAGCAGGAGACCGCACUUGCACAAACACAAGUCGUCGCAUCGUCACCACCAUCACCACGACGAGCACCACCGGCACAGCUCCACACGCCACCAUGCGAAAGAGGUUGUGCAGUUGGCUCUGCAGCCGCCAACCAGCUUUGGAGACCUCUUGAAGCAGGCUCGAGGUAGCAAAGAUCCUUCCCCGAGCCAUAGUCGCAGCCACAGUCGACGGGGAAGCCCAAGGAGAGGCGAGACCGGCGGGCAGCAGACGGCCAGCAAGGAUGUAGGGCUCACCAUACCACCGCCGCGACCGCUGCGGCCAGAGGACAUAGAGCGCGAGUCCAGGAGGGUGGAGGCCAGGGAGCGGUACCUUCGAACUGCCUUGCAGACUCUUUCCGACCAAUCCCUCAGGACCUCCCGUCGCCUCGAUGACACGUACUACUCGAUCCUUGAGAAAGUCUCGACACUACGCCAAACGAUCGGCACAAUGCAAGAGCUGUCAGGUCUGACAAAGGAACUGCAUAUCAAUUUCGAGGCGGACUCAAAGCAUCUGCUCGACGAUGUCAGGAGCCAGUUCGAGAAUUCGGACAACUUUGACGCGCAGCAGAAGCAGGUAGCUGUGCUGGAGGAGCGAGUCAGAGCAGGCAAAGAGAAGGCCGAUGCGCUCACAGCGAGACUGGCAGAGGCGAAGAAGAGAGUCGACGAGAGAGCAAGGAGCGAGGCUGAAUGGGAGGCCAGCACUAAUCGCUGGUGGCAGUGGUUCGGUGGUAUAGUCGCCUCUAUUGUUUCGCUCAUCGUCAUCCUAGUAGUCCUUCACCAUCUUAAGCCCACACACGUCGACAUGAACCCCAAGCCUAUGCUGGAUCCCGCUGUCGCGGCCAAGAUCCGCGAAGCACCGAUACCUAGGAUGGCAAAGGAUAAUAUACUGGAGCUCGCAACUUCAGUGUCGACAGUGAGUCUGCAGAGGCCAUCUGCUCAGUCAAGUGCAGGCUUGGACGAUCGGCUGUUGCGUAGGUUUGAUGAGCUGUAGCUCGGCUUGUAAGAUAGCUGCCGGCGUCGUAUAUACCCAUAGAUCAUGUUACUUAUCUCCAUUGUUGUGAAGCUACUCGAUACUAUGUUACCUGUCGAUCGAUCUGUCACUUGUCAUGCGGGCAGAGGUGCCGCUACGGAGAAUAUGGU
Molecule: messenger RNA, 1322 nt
Organism: Didymella exigua CBS 183.55
Lineage: Eukaryota; Fungi; Ascomycota; Dothideomycetes; Pleosporales; Didymellaceae
Exons: 3
Coding region: 58-1173 (371 amino acids)
Source: RefSeq, a predicted model, not a curated record